Molecule: messenger RNA, 795 nt
Organism: Helianthus annuus (common sunflower)
Lineage: Eukaryota; Viridiplantae; Streptophyta; Magnoliopsida; Asterales; Asteraceae
Product: secreted RxLR effector protein 161-like
Exons: 1
Coding region: 1-795 (264 amino acids)
Source: RefSeq, a predicted model, not a curated record
AUGGUUGUAAGAUCUCUUGAUGUCGAGAAAGACCCAUUCCGACCUCCGAACGAUGGAAAGGAAAUUCUUGGUCCAGAAGUACCAUAUUUAAGUGCAUUUGGUGCACUAAUGUUUCUUGCUAGUCAUACACGACCAGAUAUAUCAUUUUCUGUAAAUUUAUUGGCAAGAUAUAGUUCAUGCCCUACGAAGAGGCAUUGGAAUGGGGUAAAACAAAUAUUUCGAUACCUUCAAGGUACAAAAGAUAUGGGGUUGUAUUUUACUAACCAACCGACAACAAGUUUGGUUGGUUUUGCAGAUGCAGGGUAUUUGUCUGAUCCUCACACUGGACGAUCUCAAACUGGAUAUUUAUUCACAAGUGGAGGCACUGCUAUUUCAUGGCGUUCUGUAAAGCAAACCAUCACAACCACAUCAUCUAACCAUGCAGAAAUAUUGGCGAUUCAUGAAGCUAGUCGAGAAUGUGUUUGGUUAAGAAGUGUAAUACAACACAUUCGUGGGUCUUGUGGUAUUUCUACGAUAGAUGAGGGAGCGAUAAUUCUACAUGAAAACAACGCAGCAUGCAUUGCUCAACUUAAGGAAGGAUACAUCAAAGGUGAUGGAACGAAGCACAUUUUACCAAAGUUCUUUUUUACACAUGAUUUGCAAAAGAAUGGAGAUAUUACUGUCCAACAAGUUCGUUCUAGCGACAAUUUGGCAGACUUGUUUACUAAAUCACUUCCGACCUCUACAUUCAAGAAACUGGUUCAUGGGAUCGGGAUGCGUCGACUCAAGGAGCUUAAAUCAUCAGGGGGAGAAUAA